Molecule: messenger RNA, 2809 nt
Organism: Callorhinchus milii (elephant shark)
Lineage: Eukaryota; Metazoa; Chordata; Chondrichthyes; Chimaeriformes; Callorhinchidae
Gene: vps33b
Product: VPS33B late endosome and lysosome associated
Exons: 23
Coding region: 12-1856 (614 amino acids)
Biological process (GO): vesicle-mediated transport; intracellular protein transport
Cellular component (GO): CORVET complex; lysosome
Source: RefSeq, a predicted model, not a curated record
CCCGCACAAAGAUGGCGGAGCGAUGGGACGCCCCGGACCUCCCCGACUUCAGUAUCUUAAAACGGUUGGCGAAGGACCAGCUGGUCUACAUACUGGAGCAGCUGCCGGGGAAGAAGGAUUUGUUUAUCGAAGCAGAUCUGAUGAGUCCUCUUGACCGCAUUGCAAAUGUCUCCAUUCUGAAGCAACAUGAUGUGGAGAAGUUGUACAAGAUGGACAACAAGCUGGUUCAGGGAGUGAGUGAUCAACUAUGCUUUCUCGUUCGACCUCGGAUUUCCAGUGUGAAGCAUAUAGCAGAGAUUGUGAAUGCUGACAAAGCAAUUGGAAGAUUACGCAAGUACAAGAUUAUUUUCAGCCCUCAGAAGUUUUACAUGUGUGAGACUGUUCUGGAGGAGGAGGGAAUCUUUGGAGAUGUGACCAUUGAUGAAUGGGCCUUUUACCUGCUUCCGUUGGAUGAUGACAUUAUCAGCAUGGAGCUGCCUGAGUUUUUUCGGGAUUAUUUUCUGGAAGGCGACCACCGGUGGAUCUGUACAGCAGCAAAAGCACUGCAUGUAUUGCAUUCAUUGUUUGGGCCAUUUACAAGGACUUAUGGCAUCGGCAGGUGUGCUAAGAUGACCCAUCAGGUUUGGAAACAGAUUGUGGAGGACACAGAUGAGAUGAAACAAUGCCGGGCUGAGAUUGGACGUGCUUUCUUCAUUGACCGAGAUGUGGAUUACGUGACACCCAUGUGUUCACAGGUUGUGUAUGAGGGUCUCAUGGACGAUAUAUUCAGAAUUAAAUGCGGGAGUGUGGAGUUUGGUCCAGACGUCACGUCGUCAGAUAAGAGUGUGAAGGUGCUGCUGAACUCUCAGGACAAGGUUUUCAAAGAGAUUCGGGAUGAGCAUUUCUCCAACGUCUUUGGAUUUUUGAGCCAAAAAGCGAAGAAGCUCCAGAAACAGUAUGAUAAACGUCAAGGCAUGGACAUUAAACAGAUGAAGGACUUUGUUUCUCAGGAGCUGAAGGGUCUCAAGCAGGAGCAUCGAUUGCUGAGUCUUCAUAUCGGGGCGUGUGAGUCCAUUAUGAAAAGAAAGACGAAGCAAGACUUUCAGGAACUACUGAAAUCGGAACAUGGAUUACUUGAAGGAUUUGAGAUUCGGGAGAGCAUCAGCUGUACAGAGGAGCACAUAAACAGACAGAUUUCUCCAAUUGAGAGUCUUCGGUUGAUAUGCCUUCUUUCUUUGACUGAAAACGGUUUGAUUUCCAAAGAUUAUCGUUCAUUGAAAACUCAGUAUCUGCAGAGUUAUGGCUGUUCGCACAUCCUGACUUUUAACAAUCUGAAGCGAAUCGGACUCCUGACAGAGCAGCAGCCGGGAGAGACCCUGACUGCAGUGGAGAGCACAAUGGGCAAACUUGUAACGGACAAAACAGUUGGAAAAUUGACGGAUGCUUUUUCAUCUCUGGCGAGGAAGAGCCAUUUUCGGGCCCUGAGUAAAAAGCUAAAUCUGAUCCCUCGGAUUGAGGAAGAGUACGACCUGAGGGUACCGCGGGACAUGGCCUACAUCUUUGGUGGUGCUUACAUUCCCAUGGGCUGCAGGAUUAUUGAACAGGUAUUGGAGCAUGACAGCUGGACCGGACUGGAAGAUGUGACACGUUUGCUGAAUGGCAAUGAGUUUAUCUCCACUGAAGGAUCAUCUGACACAUCAGCGUCUUCCAGUGCUCAGCGACUUAUUCUGCUGUUUUUUCUGGGGGGUUGUACUUUCUCAGAGAUUGCAGCACUGAGAUUUCUGGGCAAAGAAAAAGGAUGGAAAUUUGUUUUUGUCACAACAGCAAUCACAAACAGCGCUCGAAUGCUCGAAUCCAUGCUGGAAACCAGUUCCUGAAAAUCCGCAUGGUGUUUCCGAAGUUCUGUUCUGUACAGAGAAAAAAACAAGGUGUACCGUGCUAAACUUGGUCAGAAAGAUUGAAAAAAAGAAAAAUCUUAUUAAGCUGCUUGGCAGAAAUACUCAAGCAAAUGGUGGAUUGAAAUUUCUUUUCAUUUAUUAAUGAACAGUGUAAGAUUUGUGAUUCAGGUGAGAGAGAGAAAAUGUAGGGUCAAAUUGGAACUAGGGUAUCAAACGACGUUUGGAUGAUGUAAUAUUUCAAUUUCUGUACAGAAAAUAAUCUUGAUACAACGUGGAUGUUAAGUGUCUAGUUUGAAGAUGUGAAGUGCUUGUAUUUUGUCAGGAAUAUCUGGUUUGUUUGUCUCAUCUGUAAAUAAUCGUGAUUCUUGUAUAAACAAUGUGUUUAAGGUAGUGUCUUCAUUUUAGUUUCAUCUCCUACUAUUUCUCCCUUCCUCUCCUGAAGGCACAAGGUUGGGUGAGGCUGACUGUGAUGGCCUUUGUGGCUGAAUAUCGUAGGAAUUAGGAGCAGGAGUAGGCCAUUCAGCCCCUCGAGCCUGCCUCAGAGUCUCAUUGCAGACUGGCUAAGAUAUCGGCGGGUGAUUGUCACCAUAUCCCCAUCGCGGCAGUCCCUUUAGAAGAGGAGGGAAGAAACUGGAUGGGGAAGAAUUUUAAAAAUAUGUAUAUAUACUGUAUCUCAAAAUAUAGUCAAUUCACUUUACAGUAUAUUCUGUGAAGCGCAUUGAGAUGUCUCUAAGGCGCUAUAUCAAAUGCAAGGAUUAUUAUUAUCUCAAGCCGGAUUAUGUGAAAUUGAUGCAUUUCCUACGGUUAUUCUGACAUAACUACCUUAAACAUUCCAACUUUUUGUCAGUUUGAUAAUCAACUGUGAAACGGCAUUUUGCACUGAUCUAUGUGUUUGUGUAAAUAUUGUAUAAUAAAACUAUUGGAGAACUUGC